AUGUUGACCUCUUUAACUUUAGCUGUGCUAGCAGCUGUUCUCCCCGCAAAUGCUCUUGUGAGAAAGGAUGGCGUGGGGAGGCUACCUGCUUUGGGCUGGAACUCCUGGAAUGCCUUUGGGUGUGAUGUCAAUGCUAGUGCUAUUCUCACAGCAGCAAAUGACAUUGUCUCACUUGGGCUCAAGGAUCUUGGAUAUGAAUAUGUCAACAUUGACGACUGCUGGUCCGUCGAGGGAGUGCGCAACACCACAACUCAGCGAAUCAUUCCGAACCCUACCACAUUCCCCGAUGGAAUCUCCGGUGUUGCCGCGCAAGUCCAUGCUCUGGGAUUGAAGAUUGGCAUUUACAGCAGUGCGGGUGAGACCACCUGCGCGGGAUAUCCAGCCAGUCUAGGAUACGAGAAAGUCGACGCAGAGGCCUUUUCAGACUGGGGAAUUGACUACUUGAAAUAUGACAACUGCGGCGUUCCAAGUAACUGGACUGACGAGUAUAAUGCUUGUGUGCCGGACGAUGAUAUUGGGUCUAAUCCUAAUGGCACCUGUCCUGACCUUACAGAUCCUGCUCCUCCUGAGUACGACUGGGCUAAGUCUAACACAUCCAUAAGAUAUGAUCGUAUGCGUGAUGCGCUUCUCGAGCAGAGCCGGACGAUCUUGUUCUCCCUGUGUGACUGGGGUAAUGCUGCAGUUAACACCUGGGGAAAGGAGACUGGAAACUCAUGGCGCAUGUCAGGGGACAUUACCGCUGAGUGGUCUCGUAUUGCCCAAAUAGCCAACGAGAACAGCUUCUUAAUGAAUUACGUUGAGUUCUGGGGUCAUCCUGAUCCAGAUAUGCUUGAGGUCGGAAACGGCAACCUCACAGUGGAAGAGAACCGAGCUCAUUUUGCUCUGUGGGCGAUCAUGAAGUCUCCUUUGAUCAUUGGCACGACACUCAACAAGCUCAGUGAUGACAAUUUGGCCACCAUCAAGAACAAGUACCUACUCGCCUUUCACCAAGAUCCUGUCUACGGUCGUUCUGCUUAUCCCUACAAGUGGGGAUACAACCCUGACUGGACUUUUGAUCCAGAGCACCCUGCCGAGUAUUGGUCUGGGCCUUCAUCGACCAUGAAGGGAACGCUAGUUCUCAUGCUUAAUACAGAAGACUCAACUGCUACUCGUACCGCGGUUUGGAAUGAGAUCCCGGAGUUGAUGGGUCAUGACUCGUACCGGGUUACAGAUGCUUGGUCGGGUAAGGAUUUGGGAUGUGUUCACAAGAAGCAUAGUGUUUCUCUGAAGAGCCACGAUGUGUCUGUUCUGUUGGUCAAGGGCAAGUGCUAA
Molecule: messenger RNA, 1311 nt
Organism: Penicillium pulvis
Lineage: Eukaryota; Fungi; Ascomycota; Eurotiomycetes; Eurotiales; Aspergillaceae
Product: glycoside hydrolase family 27 protein
Exons: 7
Coding region: 1-1311 (436 amino acids)
Biological process (GO): carbohydrate metabolic process
Molecular function (GO): hydrolase activity, hydrolyzing O-glycosyl compounds
Source: RefSeq, a predicted model, not a curated record